This is a messenger RNA of Sclerotinia sclerotiorum 1980 UF-70, 339 nucleotides long. RefSeq lists its product with no specific name. The transcript has 3 exons. The coding region runs from base 1 to 339 and encodes 112 amino acids. NCBI's taxonomy places the organism in Eukaryota, Fungi, Ascomycota, Leotiomycetes, Helotiales, Sclerotiniaceae. The record is from RefSeq and is a predicted model, not a curated record.
AUGAUAAAUCGUGAGCCAGGGAUUGAAGCUGCUGCUACCAAAAAUCAAGCGCUGUCGACCAAGCCGAUUGACCCAUCCAAAGGUUGUGCUUGGAAGUGCAAACCCCCUGAAAAGGCAGAAUUGUGUACGACUACUCAUAAAGUCCUCUUUGGCCUCUAUUAUGGAAAAAUUAUUCCAUUCUCGGAGGAUGAAAAGCUGGAAAUGGUAAAUUCCGGUGGUGAUGAUGACAACAAUGUAAAGCGUGGUUGUGGUCCAACCAAGAAAUUCAGGAAGCCUGCCAUCGCACUGUUCGUCUCGGGGCCAACCUCUACCUCAGACCACCCACUUAUCUGCUCUUAG